Molecule: messenger RNA, 255 nt
Organism: Gongylonema pulchrum
Lineage: Eukaryota; Metazoa; Nematoda; Chromadorea; Rhabditida; Gongylonematidae
Source: the annotation of a GenBank genome assembly
AUGAGCGGACAAGGUAGGUGUGAGGCAACAACCAUCCAUGCAGUUAACCUAAUUACUUCCAGUCUGAUGCAAAACUGUAUGGUUGCACCGGAAAGACUUGGAGCGAAGUGUCACAGAAGUGUCUGCAUUAUCAUUCCCGAACGCUUUGCCGCUAUUCGUAGCCGCAUACCAUUUUAUUGGGCAUUUACUGAGCAGCUUCAGGAACUGCCUCCGGAAAUGAUGGCAGCAUACAAUAUACACAACCGGAUUCGCUGA